GUAGCUCGGUGUCGUUGCUCGGUUCAAGUCGCACAGGAAAAAGUCGCAGGUCUUUACACUCCUCGGUCUUCACACGAGGAGGCUGAACGCUUCCGCAGACGCUUCCGCGUUAGCGCACACACCUCAAACAAAUACACAGUCUAGAGUGAAAAAAAGCUGUGGUCGCUUUUAAUUAGCACAACCACCAACCAAUCGCAGGCCAAUGGCUCAAAUCGAAACUAACACUUCGCACUUAAGUGCAGGAAAGGAGUUUAAGCUAAAGGGCAGUUAUUAUAAUGACCAGUAAGUGCAAUCAAAAAUAUAAACCACAACGAAAAAGCAGAAUAGAAAUAGGUAGGAAACGAACUAUUCUUUCCUAGCAGCAAGGAAUUAAUUUAAACAACAGAGCUAAGAAUGAGUAUUAAAACACUUACGCACUGCCGUCUGUCUCUUCUGGUGACUAAUCGCCUUCUCCCGAUCACAACGGAAUACCAUAACCAAUAUGCAAGAUCAAGUGCUAUGGGGUGAAAUUGAUAGACUAAAUGAUUCCAUGGAUGUUACCAGUGAGAGUGACACAGAGCUAGCUUUGUCUCUGGAGAAAAAGCUGUCUGAGUGGGCAAUGAAGUUCAACAUCUCCUUGACAUCUCUCACUCAUUUGCUUAAGAUUUUGAGGGAACAUGAUAUUGAUGAUCCAGCACACGGAAGAACACUGCUGAAAACACCUCGUUCUGGCAGUUUGACAAUAACUGAAAAAUCAGGUGGCAAAUACACAUAUUUUGGAAUAAAGGAAGGUAUUAAGCCAACUCCGUCUGAGCAAGACACUUACGACCACUUUGAGAUUUCUUUGAAUAUUGAUGGGUUACCCAUUUUCAAGUCCAAAAACCUCACAAUAUGGCCACUUCAGUGUGCUGUCAUCAACAUUGAUGAAGUGAAGAGCAGUCCUUUUGUUGUUGCUCUGUAUUCUGGAGCAAAGAAACCAGAUGAUUUGGAGUUUUUGAGGGAUUUUAUGGAGGAGCUGCAAGAACUGAUGGACACAGGUUUUAAAGGGAAGAGAAUUAUCCUCAAAAACAUCAUAUGUGAUGCACCAGCACGAGCCCUCAUCAAAGGAAUAGUUCAGUUUAAUGGCCGCUAUGGCUGUGACUUCUGUGAUGUAAAAGGAGUUCACGAGAGCAAAAUGCAUUUUUUGUAUAAAGGAAAUCUCAGAACCAAUGAGUCAUUUAGACAGAAGACAAAUCCUGAACAUCACAAAAUUACGACGCCGUUUUAGUGCCACAGGAAUUGAUUUGAAUAUUGUUGUGUCCGAGCGGCCGCAUCAUCUUACUGGGAUGUCAAUUUUAACGACUCGCGGAAACAGCUUAAUAUCAAGAAUAUGAUAUUUAUUAACAGACUGAACAGGAACAACUGUUUAUCUUAACAUCAGCUCUAGCUCUCUUAUUUAACCCUUUUUUAAUACACUACAAAUAUAGCUAUGUGGGAUUAUUAGC
This is a messenger RNA of Onychostoma macrolepis, 1463 nucleotides long. RefSeq lists its product as uncharacterized. The record is from RefSeq and is a predicted model, not a curated record. NCBI's taxonomy places the organism in Eukaryota, Metazoa, Chordata, Actinopteri, Cypriniformes, Cyprinidae. The transcript is spliced from 2 exons. The coding region runs from base 482 to 1246 and encodes 254 amino acids.